AUGGCCCUUAAAUCACCAAAAGAAAUUUGGAAUUAUCCGAAGGAAGAAUAUACCGGAGAUGAAACAAUACGAGGCAUGAAAGUAUUAAAUCUAAUAAAGAAAUUCGAAUUGCAAAAGAUGAAGGACUCUGAGACCGUCAAAGAGUACUCAGACCGUCUUCUUAGCAUUGUUAACAAGAUAGGAUUGCUUGGGACAAAAUUUAAAGAUUCAAGAAUUGUUGAAAAAAAUCUUGUUACUGUGCCCGAAAGAUACGAAGUAUCAAUAAUUACCUUGGAAAACACAAAAGACCUAUCCAAGAUUACUUCGGCAGAAUUGUUAAAUACGUUGCAGGCGCCAGAUGCAGAAUGUAAGAUUUGCAAUGAACUUGGCCAUGAAGCUGUGAUUUGCAAAAACAAAUCUCAAAAAUAUGAAGCAGAAGCCCAAGUCACCAAAGAAGAAGAAGAAGAAUAUCACUUAUUUGUGGCAACAUCUUCAACCAAGAAAUCUGAUUUUUGGAUGAUUGAUAAUGAAGGAAAAGGGAAUAUUGCAAUCAAAACAGUUUCAGGUACAAAAAUAAUUUCAAAUAUCUUUUACGUGCCCGAUAUUGAUAAAAGUUUGUUAAGUGUUGGUCAAGAAGAAGGAUUUAAACUAUUGUUUGGAGAUAACUAUUGUCGAAUCUUUGAUUCCAUUAAUCUUGAGAAUUUACAAAUUGAUAUGAGAAGCAAAGGUUUCUUAUUUAAUCUAAGAGAAGGUGCACAUAAGUCAUGGAAGAACAAAGACAAAUUGGCAGAUUUAUUCAAGAGGUCAAAUUCAGCCAAAGCCGAGACAAUUUCUGAUCCAAGGAGGAAUGUUGAAGAUAUGUCUCAAAAAUAA
Messenger RNA from Capsicum annuum, 852 nucleotides. RefSeq lists its product as uncharacterized. The transcript has 3 exons. Lineage: Eukaryota; Viridiplantae; Streptophyta; Magnoliopsida; Solanales; Solanaceae. Bases 1 to 852 code for a protein of 283 amino acids. The record is from RefSeq and is a predicted model, not a curated record.